Falco peregrinus (peregrine falcon) is the source of this 2268-nucleotide messenger RNA. RefSeq names its product trans-golgi network vesicle protein 23 homolog A (gene TVP23A). Lineage: Eukaryota; Metazoa; Chordata; Aves; Falconiformes; Falconidae. Gene Ontology annotation, biological process: vesicle-mediated transport; protein secretion. Bases 1377 to 1964 code for a protein of 195 amino acids. The record is from RefSeq and is a predicted model, not a curated record. Gene Ontology annotation, cellular component: Golgi membrane. The transcript has 7 exons.
AGCUGGUUCCGAUUUAUCGUUAAUAUAUUGCUCGUAAGUAAAAGUGCAUAUUGAUACAGUAAAUGAAGUACAGGUCAGCUUCAGGUAUGACAAAUAUUUAAUCAUUGUAUCUCAUGGUAGCUCUCAGAGUUUAUAUCUUCUUUGGGAGUGAAAGCUUACUUAAAUAUUUUAAUAUUGUAGGCUAUCAUGAAACAUCCCACCAAAUUACAGACUGGCUAUCCAGUUUUUUAGUGCAACUCUAUCGUACUUACUGACACCACAAAAUUGUUUUAACGCUACCAAGGCCAAAAUCUGACUACCACAAUAUUAACAUUAUUAGUCAUAAAAUACACCUUUCCUUCCCUACAAUUACAAAUCCUACUAAGAACAGCUCUGCCAGUUGUCCUGAUGCAUUAGGCAUUGUCUUGCUCUAAUAACAGGUCUUGCACAAAGCUACUUUUGGUUUUGGUUUUGAAAUGCUCACCUCAGUAACUUUUGUACUUACUCAACAGGUAUCUUCUGGUUUAGUUAGACGUUUUAGAAGAGACUAGGAAGUUAUUAUUCUUGCAGGCUUAUUUAAUGCUAGUGGCUAGUCCGAUCUAUGAAUGUCAUUUACAGCUCUUCCUUGAGCCUCCGCUUCAAAUGCCGCUGACUGGACUAUCCUUACCCAUAUCCUGAAGAUCGGUCGCCUGGUUUCACUUUCCUACAGCUUUAACUCUGCUGCGUAAUCCACCUGCAAUUUCAAUGAAAGCAGGAGAAAUCUUUAACUAAAGGGCUGAGCUACCUACGCUACACUAGUAGUACACAGUACUCCAGUCACAAUGGACUGUCCCUCAAAAGCUGUAUCGUGACAGGGGAACAAGGCCCACCACUGCCAGGCCGGGGGGAGCCGGGCUCGGCCCUGACAAAAGCUGUAUCGCGACAGGGGGCCGAGGCCCACCACUGCCAGGCCGGGGGGAGCCGGGCUCGGCCCAGCAGCGGCAGGGAGGCGGCUGCGCCCAUCGGCUGGGCCUCGAGGCGGACGCGCAGGUGCCCAUCGUAUCUGUACGGGUACAUUCACCUUCGCCGUUACUUUUCCCUGCGGGGACCCCGUUCAGCACAAGGCCCCCGCAGUCCGGCCCCGGCCCGGGGAGCAGGCAGAGGCCCCGGCAGCACCGACCCCUCAGCCGGCUGAGGGCGGCCCCGGCCGGAGCCCGCGGCAGUGCACAGCCCGGCCAGGCGGGGCAGGGGCGCCGACAGCUGCGCUGCGACUGGGCUCGCCAGCCCCGGCGAGGGGAGCCCCGCGCCCUGGCCGGGCAGCGCCGGGCAGCGCCGGCGGCAGCCCGGACCCUUUUCCCUGAAACACCUCCCGGGCCCUGGCAGCGGCCGCGCCUGGCAACCGCGCUCGGGACCGGAGGAUGAAGCAGGCGCUGGUGGACGACACCGAGGAUGUGUCCCUCGACUUCGGGAGCGAGGAGGAGCUGGCGCUGCGGAAAGCCAGGAUCAGGCACCCACUGGCCACCUUUUUCCACUUGUUUUUCCGAGUGAGUGCUAUUAUUACCUACUUGUUCUGUGACUGGUUCAGCAACAGCUUUGUUGCCUGUUUUGUCACUAUUCUCCUCCUUCUAUCCUUUGACUUUUGGUCAGUUAAGAAUGUGACAGGAAGGCUCUUGGUUGGUUUGCGUUGGUGGAACCAGAUAGAUGAAGAUGGGAAAAGCCACUGGGUGUUUGAAGCAAAAAGGGCACCUACAACAGCUGCCUCAACUGAAGCUGAAGCUCGAAUAUUUUGGCUUGGUCUCAUCAUCUGUCCAGUUAUCUGGACAGUGUUUUUCUUUAGCACUUUGUUCUCCUUGAAGCUGAAAUGGCUGGCUCUGGUGAUAGCUGGGAUCUCCCUUCAGACUGCUAAUUUAUAUGGCUACAUCCACUGCAAAUUAGGGGGACAGAAAAGCACGAGCAGAGGAACCUCAAGGCUUUUUGUCACAGCAGAUGUUCCCAAGAGUCCCUAGGGGACUCCUGGCAGGGCCACCCUGACUUUCCAGCAUGCCUCCUGCAGAACUCACUGGGGGCCGUGCCCCGUGUCACACUGCUCUGGGUUCGGACAACCGAGCUUUCCCGCCCCGUGAAGGAUGUCCCCCAGAGAGCUCCUCGGGGGCUGCCUGCCGAGGUACCGCAGCGCCUCUGUGCCGGCACAGCUGGGCGAGCCACCCCCACCCCCAGGUGCUGCUGGGCUCCCGCCAAGCUCUCCUCCACCUUUCAUACCGGAUUCCUGUGGACGAGGUUGUGCCAACACCCACACGUCCUGUAUUUGUU